This is a messenger RNA of Vicia faba (fava bean), 1512 nucleotides long. The record is from the annotation of a GenBank genome assembly. Lineage: Eukaryota; Viridiplantae; Streptophyta; Magnoliopsida; Fabales; Fabaceae.
AUGGAGGGUGAUCUUCAAAAGUCUAAAUCUUUGCGCCUUAAUCGAAGAGGUGAUAGAAGCAAUCAAAAUCUUCAAGAGAAAGGUGAUGUAGAUUUUGAAGUGGGACUCUUUUCUUCGGGGAGGGUACCCCAAGAUUACCCCAUGAAGAUUGUUUGGAAGAAAGGGUUUAUUCGAUUGGUUCUCGUAGGAGGGAUCUUGUGGAUGUUGUUAAUUCUUAUUGCAUUGUUGUUUCAUAUAUGGUCUUGUCAAACUUCUGUCUCCUUUUUAUCAGCCAUGUGUAACAAAAAUAGCAAGGUUUACACCAUGUUAGACACUAUGGGACUUGUAACAAAACCUCACAGAUGUCCGAUUCCUGUUUCUGAUGACCCUGAUAAAAUAGUUACCCCUACUGGAAGAACUUCCGACAAAAUUGUCAAAAAUUUAUCGUAUGUUAUCGAAGAUGAUGUUCCAAAUGAUAGUUCCGAGUCGUCUCCUCUAUUUGGAGGUCAUCUUAGUUGGAAACAGAGGGAGGAGAGUUUCAAACUAAAGUCAAAUAUGAAGGUGCACUGUGGAUUUAUCAAAGGUGGCGGUGCUGAAAUGGAUCCUGUAGACAUUAAAUAUGUCGAGAAAUGCAAAUUUGUUGUUGCAUCUGGCAUUUUUGAUGGCUAUGAUAUACCUCAUCAGCCGUCAAAUAUAAGCCUUCGCUCAGAGAAACUUUUUUGCUUUCUUAUGGUUGUGGAUGAGGUAUCUCUGAAAUUCAUGAGGGAAAAUAGUACUGUGAAAGAAGACAACGAUGGUGGAAAAUGGGUGGGAAUUUGGCGACUUGUUCUUCUUAAGAAUCAGCCUUAUGAUGAACCAAGAAGGAAUGGGAAGGUUCCUAAAAUUAUAACACACAGGUUGUUUCCUCAAGCACAGUAUAGUAUAUGGAUUGAUGGUAAAAUGGAGCUGGUAGUUGAUCCGUUGCUUAUCCUUGAGAGAUACCUAUGGCGAGGGAAAAAUACAUUUGCCAUUGCUCAACAUAAGCAUCAUCGUAGUAUUUACGAGGAGGCUGAUGCAAACAAGAGGCGAAAGCGAUACGCGCGGCCACUUAUUGAUCUCCACAUGAAAAUAUAUUAUUACGAGGGGAUGCAACCAUGGAGUUCAAAUAAAAAGACUAUUAGUGAUGUACCAGAAGGAGCAAUUAUAAUUCGAGAACAUACUGCAGUGAAUAACUUGUUUAGCUGCCUGUGGUUUAACGAGGUUCACCUAUUCACGCCGAGAGAUCAACUGAGUUUUGGCUACGUUGCGUACAGAUUAGGGGACGCGUUCAAUUUCUUCAUGUUUCCAAACUGUGAAUACAACUCGAUAUUUGUGUUACAUCCUCACACAAGAGAGCACUCUUCUCCCAUAGAAUGGGUUAAAGAGUUGGAUCAACUUAAAAAGAACAGCAAUUUAAAAGAAAGUAGGGGAGGAUUAGGCUUGUUUACAUCUUAUCCUGGGGAUCUUAAUUCAGUUGUUCUGCCACAAAUAACAAGAACAUCAAAAGCUGGAUGA